Oncorhynchus tshawytscha (Chinook salmon) is the source of this 4661-nucleotide messenger RNA. Its product is annotated as zinc finger protein 836. Lineage: Eukaryota; Metazoa; Chordata; Actinopteri; Salmoniformes; Salmonidae. Gene Ontology annotation, biological process: regulation of transcription by RNA polymerase II. Gene Ontology annotation, molecular function: RNA polymerase II cis-regulatory region sequence-specific DNA binding; DNA-binding transcription factor activity. The record is from RefSeq and is a predicted model, not a curated record. The transcript is spliced from 9 exons. Bases 518 to 4531 code for a protein of 1337 amino acids.
CUUACAAAUGUUCCGUGUGUGAGAAGAGCUUCAACCAAAAGGGAAAUUUGAACCAACACAUGCUAGUGCACACUGGUGAGAAACCUUUCUCCUGCUCUGUCUGUGGCAAGUGCUUCACCCAGAAAGCCAACCUGACUGCCCACCAGCUCUCCCACACAGGAGAGAAGCCUUUCUCCUGUUCCGUCUGUAGGAAGGGCUUCACUCAGAAAGCAUAUCUUAAACAACACCAGAAACUGCACACUGGAGAGAAGCCGUACGCCUGCUCCGAGUGUGACAAGAGGUUCACCUUCUGUACAUCCUUGAAAAGACACCAGCUGCAACACACAGGAGAGAAACCGGACUCGCUAAGUUGUAAAGAAAUACACCAGCAAUCGCACUGCAAAAAGUCGAGGAGAGUCUCUCUGCAUCAGCAGCAGAACCUGAACAACACCAGGAGAAUCACAAAACUAAGACGUCGUCUCACUGCUGCUCAGAAUGUGGGAAACAUUUUAAAAAUUCAUCGUCUCUACAGACCCACAUGAGAAUCCACACGGGAAAGAAGCCAUACCCCUGCCCCGACUGUGGGAAGAAUUUUGCUACAAAAGGAAGUUUGAAUUUGCACCAGAGGUCACACACAACAGAAGCAGAGAAACCCGUCCACUGUGAGAAGGAGAACACAUCACAGGGGCAGCAGAUGGUAUCUGAUAACUUACAGGACCUCUGUCAAACACUGGGGCUGAAGGCUAAAGUCGAAGAGGAGGAGGAAGAGGAGAAGGAAGAGGAGGAGGAGGAUGGAGAAGGGCCGACGGAUAAUGCAGAGGAAGUUGGAGGGCUGAUUAAUUCUGAUGGAGAAGAAGUUGACUGGGGUUCUGUUCAACAUAGUGAGAGUCCUGUCCGUGGCUCUGGUAGUGAAGGAGGAAGUCCCCUUACAUCAAACACCAACAAGGAUCCUGGGGCUCAAUCGGGGUCGACCGAGUCUCUGGGCCCUGACCAAAGACAUGAGGAGGACAUCACUCAAAGACCUGGGAUGAACAUUCAUAUUGAAGAAGAGGAGGAGGAGGAAGAAGAAGAGGAGGAAGAAGAAGAGGAGGAAGAAGAAGAGUGGGAGGUGGAAGAGGAAGAAGAGGGUGAAGAUGAGGAGGAGGAAGGGGAGGAAGAGGAAGUUGGUGAUCUGUUGAAUUCUGUAGUAGAACAAGCUUCCUGGGAUACUCCUCAUCUUGGAAUGAGUCCUAAUUCCUGCCACGGUAGUGAGGGAACUACCUCAACACCAGGAGCGGUGGAACGACAACACCGGGAGAAAGAGAAGACACGGGCGACCAAACGGAAGAAGAGUCCAGAACAAAAGCAACCGAAGAAAAAAGAGAAACCGAAGAAGGAAAAGAAUCCGAAGCAGAAGAAAGCCAAGAUGACGCACCGCUGCUUUAAAUGUGGAGAGGGAUUCUCCCGCGUCUACGACAUGCUCUUACACCAGACCAUUCAUAUAGAUGGAACGACCAUGUUCAAAACCAAGAAGGUUCACCGCUGCUCAACGUGUGGAUACGAAGCAUCCGAUGCACAUAAACUGAUGAUGCACGAGCGGAUACACACGGGAGAGAAGCCUUUCCAGUGCUCUGUGUGCGGGAAGAGAUUCGCUCAGAAAGGAAACCUGAAAAUACACCAGAGUGUGCACAAAGGAGAAGUCAGGAAUCCCAGUUUCUGGCCUGACAUCGUGGAGAGGCUUCCUACAAUAGGUGUCCCAGACCAAUACCAUGACAACCACACAGCUAAGCCAAUAGGAGUUCUGGACCAAUACCAUGACAACCACACAGCUAAGCCAAUAGGAGACCAAUACCAUGACAACCACACAGCUAAGCCAAUAGGAGUUCUGGACCAAUACCAUGACAACCACACAGCUAAGCCAAUAGGAAUCCCGGACCAAUACCAUGACAACCACACAGCUAAGCCAGUCCUGGACCAAUACCAUGACAACCGCACAGCUAAACCAAUAGGAGUUCUGGACCAAUACCAUGACAACCACACAGCUAAGCCAAUAGGAAUCCGAGACCAAUACCAUGACAACCACACAGCUAAGCCAAUAGGAGUUCUGGACCAAUACCAUGACAACCACACAGCUAAGCCAAUAGGAGUCCCUGACCAAUACCAUGACAACCACACAGCUAAGCCAAUAGGAGAGGAAUGCCAAACUCCAUCAACUCUACAGAUACACAUGAGAACUCACACUGUAGAGAACCAGUCUAAUCCGCAGUGCCCUCUCUGUGGGGCAGAGUUCUCUCAGAAAGGCCUUCUGGAUGAUCACCUGAUGAUCGCCCACUCCCAUGAGAAACCAGAGAAACCUUACCCCUGUCCAGACUGUGGGAAGAGAUUCUCCAGCAAGAGUUACAUCAAGAUCCACCGGAAGAUCCACAGUGGGAAGAUCUCUUACCACUGUGCCCAGUGUGAUAAGACUUUCCUGUCAGCGGAGGGGCUCAAGAAGCACGAGAGCGCUCACCGAGGAGAGAGACCGUACCGAUGCCCUGCGUGUGGCAAGUGUUUCAAACAACAAUCCCAGCUGACCUGUCACUUCAAGAUCCACACCGGAGAGAGGAGCCAUCUCUGCUUCCUGUGUGGGAAGAGUUUCGCCAGAGAGUUCGACCUCCGGGUGCAUCUCAGAGUCCACUCUGGAGAGAAGCCCUACCAGUGCCACGAGUGUGGCAAGAGCUACAGGUACAGAGCAGGCAUCCGGUCACACAUGCAGCAGAUGCACCCUGGGAAGCCUAUAGUGGAACCAACCCCACCCAUCCCCACAGGCCCUCGCUACGGCAGUGGAGGAAGUGGUCUUCCUACAUCCCUCAUCAGAAAGGAUCCUGGUGACCAAUCCAGCCCCAAAGCUAUAGAGGCCCAGGGUCCUGAUCCAAGCCAUGGCAGCAAGGCGUCCAGUCAAACACCUCGGUUGAAGGCCAGAGCUGAAGAAGAAGAGGAGGAAGAGGAAGAAGAAGAGGUGAACGUUGAUGGUUCGGGUAAUUCUGAAGAAGACGACGCCAGUUGGAAACCUGCUCUUCGUCUUGCCAAGACCGGUGGCGGUGGUCCCUCUGCAUCAGGACCACAGAGAAAACACCGGAAGAAACAACCGGUCAAACGGAGAACCAGCGUCAAAGAAGGCAAACGGAAGCAACCGAAAGCCAAGAGGUUUAACAACCGUCGCUGCUUUAAAUGUGGAGAGGGAUUCCCCCGGGAAUAUGAGCUGUUGCUACACCUGCAGACACAUCUAGAUUACAACUGCUACGUGUGUGGAACGCCGUUCGACAACCAACAGCUGCUGCAGAGACAUCAGGAGGAGCACGCCGAGGAGAGUCUGGGUGUGUUCUCUGGUGAGGCAGCAGGUCCAACUACAGGACAGCGGCGGGGGAGAGGGAAGAGGACUCACCGAUGUCCGACCUGUGGCAAAGAACUAUCCGACGCGUCCAAGCUGAAGUUACACGUGAGAAUCCACACCGGGGAGAAACCGUACUGUUGCUCCCUGUGCGGAAAGGGUUUCACUCAGCCAGGGAACCUGAAAACACACAUGAAAACACACAGAGACGGGAACCCCAGUUUGUUGUCCGCUGGCGGGUUAGGUCCCUCUACAUCAAGAGGUCCUGAACACCACCGGGAGAAUCACACCGUCGCCGCAUCAGCAGCUCAGGAGAACUUCAACUGUCCAGAUCUACCGCCAGCGCAGAAACACAUGACGUCUCAGGACAGCGGAGAGAAGGUCUCUUUCUUCUGCUCGCUGUGUGGGGAGCAGUUCUCUGAGAAGGCACCGUUGGAAGAACACCGGUUGGCUCACAACAACAAGAAGCCUUUUCCCUGCCCUGACUGUGGCAAGAGGUUCCGCAGUAAUUACUACGUUAAGAUCCACAUGCGAAUGCACAGCGGGGAGAGGCCUUACCAAUGCACCGAGUGUGGGAAGGGCUUCAUCACAGAAGAAGGGCUGAAGAAGCACGAGAGCGCUCACCGGGGAGAGAGACCUCACCUUUGCCCCGAGUGCGGAAAGAGAUUCAAGCAACAGUCCCAACUUACAUGUCAUUUCCGUAUGCACACCGGACAGAAGAGCCACCUCUGCUCCGUCUGUGGGAAGAGUUACUUCAGAGAAUUUGACCUCAAGGUUCACCUCAGAGUCCACACGGGAGAGAAGCCCCAUCAGUGUGAGGAGUGCGGGAAGAGUUUCUACUAUCUACAGGGGCUCCGGCAGCACCAGAGGACCCACGCUCCCAAGCCCAUCGGACCGACCCGCCAGCUAGGCAGGCCUAAGCAGUCGUCCAGCGCAGACAUACCGAACCAAUCACCCAGGACGGGAAGGCCCAGGCCAGCUCCUAGAGUAGAGAGACCCAUGCCUCUAGGCCUACCUAGAGUUGAGAGUGAUCUGGAGAGACCCAUGCCUCUAGGCCUACCUAGAGUUGAGAGUGAUCUGGAGAGACCCAUGCCUCUAGGCCUACCUAGAGUUGAGAGUGAUCUGGAGAGACCCAUACCUCUAGGCCUACCUAGAGUUGAGAGUGAUCUGGAGAGGCCUCACUGGCAGUACUGGCACCUUUAAAUGGGAAAUCUUCCAUUUUCAACGGCGAUACAAUUAUUGGAGGACCAAAACAAGCCGAUACCGAUUAAUCGGACGAUUUUUAUAUAUAUACAUGAGUGUGGUAAUAUUUGUAAUAAUGACAAUUACAACG